Messenger RNA from Rhopalosiphum maidis (corn leaf aphid), 1922 nucleotides. RefSeq names its product ionotropic receptor 93a (gene Ir76b). NCBI's taxonomy places the organism in Eukaryota, Metazoa, Arthropoda, Insecta, Hemiptera, Aphididae. The transcript has 8 exons. Gene Ontology annotation, molecular function: ligand-gated monoatomic ion channel activity. The record is from RefSeq and is a predicted model, not a curated record. The coding region runs from base 150 to 1865 and encodes 571 amino acids. Gene Ontology annotation, cellular component: membrane.
UGUAAUCAUUUAUUCAACAGGAGACAGUUUUGACAGCACAACUCGAAAUAAAUCACGGUCGUGUUAGUGUCGAACACAGCGACAGUAAGUACUCAUUCAUCAACUGCCGAAACUCCUAAGAACUUAAUAAUUUUAUAAACAUAAAUCCUAUGGCGUUGACCAAUACAUUGUUGUUAGCGCUUUGUGCCAAUUGGCCACCGCCGAAUAAUACAGAAACUACUUUAGCGCCACCGUGGAAAUGGAUAUCUGAGCAUAAAGCGAAAUACAUUAAUAGUAGAGAAUAUCAGUGUGAUCUGAAAAACAACUUUCAGAUUCAAUACGAAAUUCUGCGGGGUAAACGGUUGAAAAUUGCUACAUUUCCAAAUUCGAAACCUCUGAGUUGGGUUACAAAAGAAAUUAACGGUACACUUAUUGGUCACGGAAUUGCAUUUGAAAUUGUGGAAACGCUUCGUCAACGGUAUGGAUUCACUUACGACGUAGUGAUACCAACAAGAGAAACCUUGUUAAAUGAAAAUGGCAGUAUCAUAUAUAUGCUAGUGAAUGGGGAAGUAGAUAUGGCAGCUGCUUUUAUACCGGUUUUGCCGGGACUGGAUGACAUUGUCAAGUGGGGUAUAGAGUUGACUCAAUUCCAAUACGUCGUGCUUAUGAAAAGGCCUAAAGAAAGUGCAACUGGAUCCGGUUUAUUAGCGCCUUUUGAAAUUGAGGUGUGGUUAUUAAUUUUGAUGUCACUGAUAGCAGUGGGUCCAAUUAUUUAUGGUAUUAUGAUGUUAAGACAUAAACUCUGUGGUCACGAUUCAGGGGUAUAUUCAAUACCCACAUGCAUUUGGUUCGUAUAUGGUGCGUUAAUGAAACAAGGAUCAUCUUUGAACCCAGAUACUGAUUCUGCUAGACUCAUAUUCGCCACAUGGUGGAUAUUCAUAAUGAUAUUGACCUCGUUCUAUACGGCAAAUUUGACUGCGUUUUUAACACUGUCCAAAUUUACGUUACCCAUAAAAAGAAUAGAAGAUAUCGCGAGUAAUGAGUACCGAUGGAUUUCUUCAGAGGGUAGCGCCGUCGAGUACAUCGUCAAGGUGGACAAUGAUCUGAAGCCACUGAGGCAAUCAAUGUUCGAGGGAAAUGGUCAAUUUAUGGUUAUAAAUAUCGACGAAAUUAAUACUAUUUUAAAUUAUAUUUCAUCAGGAACGUUGCUUCUACACGAUAAGAAUUGGCUAAAUUUUUUAAUGUUGCACAUCGAAAGGUCAAUAACAGAUGAUAAGGAGCGGUGUCGUUAUGUGUUGACUACAGAUCCAUAUUUGACAAGAUCAAUGUCAUUUGUCUACCCUAAACACAGUAUUUUGCCACCUCUAUUCAAUCCUAUAAUGCUGUCGUACAUGGAGUCGGGUAUCGUGAGGCAUCUGCAGACCAAAGACCUUCCGGAGGCGGUAAUUUGCCCACUUAACCUGGGCAGCAAGGAGCGGCAACUCCGCAACUCAGACCUGUACACCACGUACGCGGUGGUGGUGUGCGGAUUCUCCAUGGCCGCGGCCGUGUUCACACUCGAGCUCUUGUCCAGACGUACCGGCUGGUUCGCGUCAGCCGAUCUCGCCCGUAGAUCGCACGACUCGCACGGCGGCAUGGUCCGGUGUGAGAUCGCAGUCUUCGGCAAACCAUCCAAGACCAUAUACCCGUUCAGCCACCGGGAUAAUGUCAUGAACGCCGCUUCCGCUACACACUUCGUCUUUCAAAAAUCGUCGUCAUCAUCGUCGUCGAGCCCAUUUGUCGUCAACACUCGCGGCAUGGGCACAACAAUCGCAUCAGAUUCGUCAUCUCCGUCGCCGUUUUUGUGGUUGAAAGGCAAAUCGUCGCUGCGGCGAUUUCAAUACUAAUCCAUUAUAUAAGCUACAGUUAAUAUAUAUUAUUUAUACACCUAGAGAGAGAUUACU